AUGAGGAACUCGUUUGCGCUGAGCCUUUUGGCCCUCGUUGGCUUUGCGACUGCAAACGAGCAGUGCCUGAGCUUGACAUCCCAAAUCCCUGAUUGCGCUCUGUCUUGUGUGCAGAGCGCUGCAUCCCAAGUAGGAUGUACCGAGAGCGAGGAUUUGGCGUGCCGGUGCACCAAGGCCAGCUUCAAGGCCAUUGAGACUUCCGCUCAAACCUGCGUUGCGGACUGCGGGUUUAUCCCGGCCGUCAAGGCCCUUCAUGCGCGCAAGGUCAUCUGCAAGUGCGUCAGGACAGCGACGCCUUCAGCGGCUCCAGCUUUGGCGACUCCCCUUCUCUUCACCGCGGAUUCCUCGACGCCCCCGGAGCCAAGGUCUCAGCUACCGUCUCGUUCACACUCGCCGGCACCGCCCAAGGAAACUUCCUAG
Messenger RNA from Hirsutella rhossiliensis, 420 nucleotides. Its product is annotated as CFEM domain-containing protein. The transcript has 3 exons. The record is from RefSeq and is a predicted model, not a curated record. Bases 1 to 420 code for a protein of 139 amino acids. NCBI's taxonomy places the organism in Eukaryota, Fungi, Ascomycota, Sordariomycetes, Hypocreales, Ophiocordycipitaceae.